This is a messenger RNA of Folsomia candida, 1689 nucleotides long. RefSeq lists its product as uncharacterized. Gene Ontology annotation, molecular function: long-chain-alcohol O-fatty-acyltransferase activity; diacylglycerol O-acyltransferase activity. Gene Ontology annotation, cellular component: plasma membrane. Gene Ontology annotation, biological process: triglyceride biosynthetic process. The record is from RefSeq and is a predicted model, not a curated record. The coding region runs from base 51 to 1523 and encodes 490 amino acids. The transcript is spliced from 3 exons. NCBI's taxonomy places the organism in Eukaryota, Metazoa, Arthropoda, Collembola, Entomobryomorpha, Isotomidae.
AGAACAACUUCAAUAAUAAUUUUAAGAAUCAUAUAUAAAAAUUAACCAAAAUGAGACAACAGUUAAAGAAUCUUACGUUGAUUCUCAUCUCAAUCUUUGCCGUGGUUUUCAUUACUCCUCCGAUUUUUGUUCUUGUAAUACUUCCAUUAAUGUUAUAUCGGAAAGUUAUCAUAUUUCUUGCCUCGUGGAAAAAAGACAUCUAUCGACCACUCAAUAUCUGCAGCGGGGCGCUUGUUUUUGAUGACAUCUACGGAAAACCAAUUUCCUCUGAGUGUGUCGUAACUUAUUUAAGGGACGUGCAUGACACCACUCAAUUAAUAGCCAAGCUGGAGAAAGCUGUACAAAUUCAUCCUGAACUUACCUGCAUUUUACACUCUUGGAUGUCAACCCUAUUUUGGAAGAAAUCCUCAACUUUUCAACUUGCGCAACAUAUCACGGUCAAUGAGGAACCCGACCCAGAAAAAAUCCAGCAAUUCUUAGAUUCUUUACCAGAGCAACCGUUUACAAAAGGCUUCCCGUUAUGGGAAGUCAUAUCACUGCCAAACUAUUCGAACAGCAAGUAUGACACAAAGUCUGCACUGGUUUGGAGAUUUCAUCACAUUUUAGCUGACGGUUUAGCGAUUAUUUCAUUCUUUAAUGAUUUCUUUGACUUUGAUAACUCCGGAAAAGAGAUGAAAUCCAGGGAAAAUUUUCCGAACUUGAGACCUUCCAAGGUUACGAGUAAGAUUUUGAAUUUCUUCGAACUGGUGUUCGUGACUCCGACCGAAACAAUAUUCCGUUUUUUGAAAGGGAUCGACUCAAAUCCGAUCAAAGAUCAGGUGAGGAGCGCGGAAAUGACGCGGUACCAAGAUCUGAUAGCAAUCGAUAUGGCCGACCUGAAGCGAAUUUGCCGCACUUCUAAGGCUAAUAUCACGGUUCUCAUGUUUGCCGGUGUUACCGGUGCAUUAAUGAAGGCUAUGAAGGAAAGAGGGCGACAUAUUUGUCAAGAUGCGACAUCAGGUUAUGUCAUGCCCAGUAUUUUCCAGCACGAUGGGACCUUAACGAAUAAUUUAAUUGCAGUCCCACUGAGGAUCCCGCUGUCAGAAGCAAAACUAGAGCAAAGAUUGGAUCAAAUUUCCAACCAAUUUCGUCACCUUUUCAGCUCCACAAUUGUCAUAGGAUUUUUUUUAACUAACAGAGCGUUGGGACUAUUUGGUGGAACUGUACGGAAAUAUCCGGAAAUUUCUAAAUUGGGAACUGUAAUGCAUUCAAACGUCGCAAUUUUUAGGGAAAACAGAUUCCAAUUAUUUGGAAAUCCUGUGGAGCGAAUCUCCCCAAUUACUGGUCUGAUACAGAAAUCGUGUCCCAUAGCAAUAAUCAACCUUAGCUACAAUGGGAAAAUGGGGAUUACAAUAACGGCAGAUAAGGCCGUAUUUUCUGGGAGGGAUCAAUUAGAAAGAGUAAUUAACGAUGUAAUAUGUGAGAUUAAUGAAAUUGGAAGGAUACCGGUGCAUGGGGAAGAAGUUGAAAUGAGUUUGGUUUAGAAAGAAAACUGCUAAGGAUGCAAAUGUUAAAAUAAAGCCUUCUAAAAAUAGUUACGAUUGCAUUUUUGACCUUGGGUUGGCUCAUUUCGUCAUAUUUAUCAACUUUUUAACCUAUUCUACGAAGUAAUUAAGUAUAUACUAAAUAAAACGUGGGCUUUAUUAAAUA